AUGCAGAGGCAUCUCGAUUCGUCACUUUUCAUUUCACCCUCAAAUUUCGAUGAAGUUUUAUUGAGACCUGUGAAACGAAUGAGUGAAGAUGAUGAGGAAUGCAAAUCGAAAAAGAAUGCUUUUCCUAUUUUGGCUCAUGUUUUGGAAGAGGUGUGUUUAUUGUGCAAUGAAUUAUAUUCCCAUGUGGAGGCAAAUGUGAGAGCAAGAUGCAGGGCGAAUUGUUUCAAAAAUCCGAUGGUGGGCAAAUGUAUGGCUCGAUUUGCGCCAAGAGAUGUGAUGGAUCCAGAGAAGUUCCAAUUU
Messenger RNA from Mesorhabditis belari, 300 nucleotides. The record is from the annotation of a GenBank genome assembly. Lineage: Eukaryota; Metazoa; Nematoda; Chromadorea; Rhabditida; Rhabditidae.